AAAAAAGAUUGACUUACCAUAUAUAUAUAAACCAUGCAGAAAAGAAAACCUAUUAAACCCCCAUGUUAUAGUAAUGUCACAUAAAAAAUCGCCCUCUUCAAUUCAACUCAAUGGCUUCUCAUUUCUCCCUACCAUUCCUCUCCUUCUUCCUCUUCGUCUCUCUAGUCUCUUCCUCCAUUUCUCAGUCUCCUUCGCCAUCUCCAAAUAUUCCGAUUGAAAUCCAAGGAGCUUGCAAAGCCUCACGCGACCCACCAACAUGCGAAGCCUCAAUAUUAACAGACCCGUCAAAUCUAACACCCGUUCAAAUCAUCCUUUCCGCGUUGGCCGUCUCUUCUCAAAACCUCACGAACGCUCAAUUAAUGGUGAAAAACCUCCUCGACACCUCCGCCGGCAACGUGAACCUCACCGUCGCCGCGAAAAAUUGUCUUCUCGGAUUCAACUAUUCGGCUUACAGGUACAAUUUAACGGCUGCCGCGUUUCCACGUGGCGAAAUCAAGGACGCUCGUGCAUGGAUGAGCGCUGCCUUAGGUUACCAAAUUGGCUGUUCGUCUAAUUUGCUCAAAGUAAAUGAAACAAUUCAAGUCGCUAAAACGUUAGAGGUAAUGAAUACGUCAAUUAAUUUCACUACAAAUGCGUUGUGGAUGACGGUGAGUUAUGAUAUUCACGGGAAUGAUACCGGGUUAUGGGGCCCACCCAAAACCGAGCGAGACGGUUUCUGGGAACCCGGGUCCGGUUCCGGGUUUGGUUUUAAAGGUGGUGUGCCGUCGGGUUUGAACCCGAAUGUGACGGUUUGUAAAGAGGGUGGUUGUGACUAUAAGAUGGUGCAAGAGGCGGUGAAUGCAACGCCGGAUAAUUUGGGACCCGGGAAGUUUGUAAUAUGGAUUAAAGCCGGGUUGUAUGAUGAGAUAGUUCGGGUCCCGUUGGGGAAGAGGAAUGUGGUUUUUUUGGGUGAUGGAAUGGGUAAAACCGUCAUUACGGGUUCGUUGAGUGUUGGUCUAAUGCCUGGAAUGACCACUUAUGAAUCUGCUACCGUUGGAGUAAGUGGAGAUGGAUUCAUGGCCAGUGGCCUAACAAUCCAAAACACAGCAGGUAUUGGUGCUGGACAAGCAGUAGCCUUUCGAUCAGAUAGCGAUCUUUCCAUAAUCCAAAACUGCGAGUUCCUCGGCAAUCAAGACACUCUCUACACCCAAUCCUUACGCCAAUACUACAAAUCCUGUCGCAUUCAAGGUAACGUAGACUUCAUUUUUGGUAACGCAGCUGCAAUUUUCCAGGACUGCAACAUUCUUGUCGCGCCCCGAUUACUCAAUCCAGAGAAGGGUGAGAAAAAUGCAGUAACAGCACACGGUAGACUAGACCCCGGACAAUCAACUGGAUAUGUGUUCCAAAAUUGUUCAAUUAAUGGAACUGAAGAGUACAUGACAUUGUACCAUAGUAAUCCUAAAGUGCACAAAACUUUUCUUGGAAGGCCAUGGAAAGAGUACUCGAGGACGGUAUUUAUAAAUUGUAAUUUGGAGGUUUUGAUUAAUUCUGAAGGAUGGAUGCCUUGGAAUGGCGAGUUUGCUUUGGCAACACUUUACUAUGGAGAGUUUAAUAAUAGUGGUGCUGGGGCUAAUAUAACAGGGCGAGUGACAUGGAGUAGUCAAAUUCCAGCUGAACAUGUUAAUUCUUACUCAGUUGAGAAUUUCAUUCAAGGUGAUAAGUGGAUACCUCCAUCUUCUUGUUAACAAAGAUAUCAAUUACUCUUCUCUAGAAAUUGGACAUGUAUACUAGAGAUUUAUCAAACUUAUUGAAUACCGAAAUUAUUUUUAGUAUGA
This is a messenger RNA of Nicotiana attenuata, 1814 nucleotides long. Its product is annotated as probable pectinesterase/pectinesterase inhibitor 51. Gene Ontology annotation, biological process: cell wall modification. NCBI's taxonomy places the organism in Eukaryota, Viridiplantae, Streptophyta, Magnoliopsida, Solanales, Solanaceae. The record is from RefSeq and is a predicted model, not a curated record. Gene Ontology annotation, molecular function: pectinesterase inhibitor activity; pectinesterase activity. The transcript has 2 exons. Bases 111 to 1724 code for a protein of 537 amino acids.